CCCCAAUCCCGGACUUUUGCCAUGGCAGAGCAAUGAGUAGCAAACCCGCGCCGCCCCCCUCUGUGCGGCGCAUUGGCGCCUCAUGGUGACGUAACCGUUGCAUAGCGAUGAGGCAUUAGCCCUUCCGGGGUGUGGGGAAGGGUGGCGGAGGGGGAGUUUCCCCGGCGGUUUGUUUUCGUGACUCCUGCCGAGUCCGAAGAAAUGGGAAGCGGCAGUGGCGACCGCCGCCAGCGCUGGUCCCGCUGCUGUUACUUCUCCAACUCCUCUCGCCGCUGCGCGGGGAGCCCCGGGCCGCUGUAAUGGCGGCCUUUAGUACGACUACCAUCACCCCCGCCGCCUCAACGUCGCCGUCGGAGGGUCGUAGCGGAGGCGGGGCCGAGCCGGUGCUGGACGAGUUCACAGUGCCGGAGGAGAAAAACGGUUUCCUGGAGCGGAGUCGCGCCUACAUCGAGCGCCUCUUUCGGGUGCGCAUGGCCGUCUUGGGGUCGCUGAACAGCGGCGGCUGGGCGGCCCUGGAACUCGGGCAGGAGCCAGCCGCCCCCGCGCGCAGGAUCUGGCUGAGUCUUCGGGGCGAGCGGGCGGACGUGCGCAGCGCCAAGGAGUAUAUUAAAGGUCUGUGUGAACCUGAAUUGGAAGAGAGGGAGUAUUAUCCCAAAGACAUGCACUGUAUUUUUGUAGGAGCCCAGAACCUUUUCUUGAAUUGCCUUAUUCAGGGAACCUGUGCCGAUAUCACUGUUGUGGAAAUGGGGACUCUGAAUAUUAAGGGUGGUGCUGAACCUGUCGUCAUGGCUAGAAGUCAUGUUCAGCAGUUUGUGAGUCUCUUCAAAAACAACACAAGUCUGUUCAGUGGCAGAGAGUCAGAAGUGAAGAAGCGCUUCAGACAUCUCGUUGAAGCCCAUGCUGAUAAAUAUACAAUGGACUUGCUGAUCUUACCAAGCUUGCUGAAGAGAGAACUGCUCAACCUUGCACAGAAUGAAAACAGGAGAGCAGAAGGUAAAAACACAGAUCUUCCCAAUUUUGACGGGACGCUGGAACUUUUUCCAAAUGAAAUGCAGAAAUGGUCUGCGAUAAACAGCGACUACAGAACAGGUCAGGAGGAGGCAAGAAACAAUGCCGGUACUCCAGUCACUGAGUUGGCAAAGCAAAUGGACACUGUCUUCCCUGAUGCUCCAGAAAGACAUUUUUUACCUAUAAAUGGUCUGAGUUCGCUAGAGGCACCCACAGGCAAAGAGAGGCAGUCAUGUAAAAGGAGAUCAUCAGAUGCUGAGGAGAGGCUACCAAAGAAACAGUUUUCUUUAGAAAACAAUCGGGAGACCAAGCAGACGGCGUGCAGUGCUACUGAUGACAUAGUGUUGGUUGAUCUGGUCACUGAUGCAAGCCACGAGUCAGACGAUCCGAGCCUGUACACUAAAGAAGGCGACGAGAUAAGUGAGGAAAUGGAGUAUAAGAUUUUGGUGAACUUUUUCAAAAGUAUGGGCUACUCGCAAAAGAUUGUAGAGAAGGUGAUUCGAGACCUUGGGCAGCUAGCCGAGCCGCUACUGCUUUUGGAAGAAAUUGAAAAAGAGAGCAAGAAGGACCCUGAAGAGGAAGACCAUGUUGCUGAUAUACCUUCGGCUAUUGGAACUUGGGCAGAGAAAGAUAAAGGUAGUUGUAGCCACAAAGGCCAGCAAGUCCUGGACCACAAAUUAGAGCCACCCAAAAAUGCAAAACAAAACAUGGCCCCUGUUCCACGAGCACAGGGCAAGGUUGAAGGCAAAGUGCAUGUAUUAGACAGUGAAAAUAAGACUCCUGUUUCUGGCAGCAAAAAUCCACAAUUCAAAUGCUGCAGUAAAGUACACUCAACUAAAAACUCUGAACAGUCUCGUAUUCCCCAAACAAAUGAUAUAGAAAGUGAUGGUCAUGUGAGUUCUUGUGAUAAUGUACAGAGGGUAGCAAAAGACAGGAAACCGAAAGCGCCCAGCUUGGUAGCAAGAGGUGGCUCAGAGACGCCAUGCCCACCAGUUCAGAAAGAAACUGUGGUUCUUCAAGCAAGUGCCGAACACACAUCUGUGAAGCAUGCUCAACAGGGACGCUGUAGUAAUCCUUUGCAGCUUGGGGCCAAGCUGAUCCCAUCCCAGAAACCAAAUCAGCUCGUAGAGCCUGUAAUUCCUCCACAAGGAACUACUCCUCAUUCAGAAAGAAGAACAGGAGGGUCAUGCAGUCAUCAUGCCGACCCUUCAGUCACUGGAGUUCAGAGGUUUUUAGAAUCUUUGAAAACGCCAUACAAGCUGGAAUUGAAAAAUGAGCCAGGGAGAGCACACUUAAAGUACAUAGUCAUAGAUGGCAGCAAUAUUGCAAUUGCCCAUGGUCUACAGAAGUUCUUCUCCUGUCGGGGAAUUGCAAUUGCUGUUGAUUACUUUUGGAAAUGUGGCCACAGAAAGAUCACUGUGUUUGUCCCACAGUGGCGAACGAGGAGAGAUCCUAAUAUCACAGAACAACACUUCUUAACCCAGCUCCAGGAUGUUGGUAUUUUGGCCCUCACUCCUGCAAGGGUUGUAUUUGGAGCCAGGAUUGCAUCUCAUGAUGACAGGUUUUUGCUACAUCUCGCUGAAAAAACUGGAGGAGUUAUUGUUACCAAUGAUAACCUCAGAGAAUUUGUGGAUGAGUCCACAUCCUGGAGGGAGAUUAUUCAAAAGAGGCUGCUCCCAUACACUUUUGUUGGAGACUUCUUCAUGGUUCCUGACGAUCCUCUGGGACGAAAUGGACCAGGAAUAGAACGUUUCCUCCAAGAGGAAACCUGUUUCAGACGUGUUCCACCCCCGUACGGCCUUGCAAGUGGAGGUCUUCCUCCUUUUGGGACAUCACAUUACCUGAUGCAGCAUGAUAGCAGUGGACAGUUACCAAAGAGCCCAUUGCCUGGUCUCGUACCUGCCUUGACUAUGUUUCCGCCAGCACCUCAGGCCAACUCAGCCCUCCCCCCGCAUCCAAGAUCUGCUGCAGAAACAAUCCGCUUAAAAGAAGCCUUGAAAAAAAUAUUCCCUACCUCAGAGCAGAGGGAGAAGAUUGAGGAAAUACUUGCCCAACAUCCCCACAUGAGAGACCUGAAUGCCUUGUCGGCUAUGGUGCUUGAUUUAGGCUGACAAGACAAAACGGCAGUGCGUUUGAUUCUGCAGUUUGGAUUGUUAAUGUAAAGAUGCAUAUGAGCUGGUGUCAGGCCAUCUGUGAAUAGUCAAAACUUAAUCCUUUUGUAUAAAAAAAAGUGUGAGUAUUCAAAGGAUUUCCUGAUACCCUUUUUUUAGUCCAUCUAAGUUAUGUUGCUUUUACAGAUUUGUACUGAUGCAUUUUUUGAAAGAAAACAAGUGUUUAUUUCUGAUUGGCUUGAAAUUGUUUACAGAAGGUGCCUCAAGUUAUUCAGGAAAGAACUGGAGAAUUCACACUUCAGGUUUCUUGAAGAUUACAUGUGAUUAAUGGGCUUUAUUUCCUUUCUUGAGUUCACAUUCUUGGGUUAAAAUUGCCUGAUUUAAUAGGUGGUGGUGAUUUGUCAGUGGGCAAUAUGACCAUUUCAUACAUCCUGGUUAUGGAAGUGCUAUUUCAUCCAAGCCCUGGUUUCUAUCGGCUGGACUUCUGUGAUGUUACACCAUCCAAACACGGGUCAGUGGAGGUAGCUGCCCCAGUGGAGGUUUUUGGAGAAUACUCAUGUAGAAUGUGUUAGAAUUUUGCCAGCCUCCCGAGUACCCUUUCUUUAGUCUGAUUCAACAUGCCAACUUUUAUUACAUUAUGUAUUGUUUCUCAGUUUUGAAGAAACAUUGGAAAGAAAUUUAUUUGCUUCCCAACUUCUUUCAGUGGGAAACAAAAGCAAGUUGCUUUAUAACAUUACCACUUUAUUUCAACAGAGUAGUCAUAGAGCCAUCUGUACCUAUAGAAAGUUGUUGAACAUGGAUGUGCUCAAACUAAGCCCUCCUUCCCCCUUCAUGAAGCUCCAAAGUGUGUCAGUUGCCUUGCAGGAUUUGGGACCACAUGGUAUCACUGAUUAGAGUGUUUGGGGUAUUCUACGCAAGCACACCUUUGGCUUAACCUGGGAGUGUAUAUCAUUGGGCUUGCAGCUGGAUAAGGGGGAAAGGAAGACACAUGUACAACCAUCUUAGAAUAGGCUGUCAUUGAAAAAUGACCUUUUUAAACAGUGCAUUUACAGCAGGCUUGGAGAAUCUGCCAUCAAAGGACAUCUUUGGUAUAGCGGUAACAUUAAUUGUGCACAUAGCACUGUAACCAUAUUAGAUUUAGAGAGGCGAGGAACAACGUAAAUUUGGGGUGGUGCCAGCGCUUGUCUUGCACUGGUAAGCUGAGUUAUUAAAAGAAAUGGCGCAAAAGGAAGACAGCAUGAGCAAUUGUCAAGGGGGCAGUUUCAUUGUGUUCCACACACACACACACUUUUAGUGUCACGUACAGCACGCCAACUGUUGUAGAGCAAGCUACUUGACAAGUGUUUUGGCUUUGUAGGAAUUCCCCUCCGCUUUAAAGAGUGAUAAACCAGUCUGUUUAACCACAGACAUGCCUACCAGCUGCUUCUGUUUAUUUACCCACCCUCCACUGAACAAAAAGAAUUUGCAAAAACAGCCAUGCUGAAUAUGUUAGACUGCAGAAAUGUCUCUUGGAAUUUCCUGAUGGGUGUAUGCAACAGCUUCCGUAUGGAGAUUCUGUGGAGUGUGUGGCAGCUAUUGAGUCAGUUAAUUAAGAAGCUGCAGCCAAUGGUGAAAUACAGGAGCCAAUCCUUAAUGGUCCAUGAAAUAAAGUCAUUAAAGGGUGAGCUGUCAACAGAGGCUGUUUAAAGCAGGGAUGGGCUGACUUUGUUUACUAGAACUGGCAUACUCCUAUUGAUGCUUUUAAUUUACCAAUUAAGAGUGU
This is a messenger RNA of Rhineura floridana, 4881 nucleotides long. RefSeq names its product NEDD4 binding protein 1 (gene N4BP1). The transcript is spliced from 7 exons. NCBI's taxonomy places the organism in Eukaryota, Metazoa, Chordata, Lepidosauria, Squamata, Rhineuridae. The coding region runs from base 300 to 3119 and encodes 939 amino acids. The record is from RefSeq and is a predicted model, not a curated record. Gene Ontology annotation, cellular component: PML body; nucleus. Gene Ontology annotation, biological process: negative regulation of proteasomal ubiquitin-dependent protein catabolic process; negative regulation of protein ubiquitination.